Messenger RNA from Salvia hispanica, 2895 nucleotides. NCBI's taxonomy places the organism in Eukaryota, Viridiplantae, Streptophyta, Magnoliopsida, Lamiales, Lamiaceae. The record is from RefSeq and is a predicted model, not a curated record.
UUCAGUUCAAUUUAGUAAAAAAAACACUUCUUCAAUCUAAAACGUAAAUUCUUCCUGUGCCCAAUUUUCCUAUGAGAAAGCUUUCAUCUUUGGCUUCUUGGGCUGCACCUCAAAUCCAAUAUGUUGCUGCAAAAAUUCAAAUCCCGAUUAAGCCCAGAAAUCCGUCCCCCACAAAACUGAAAUCCCCCAAAAAUAUCGUCCAAAAUCGCGUAGUUUCUGCAGCGGGUAAGCUUGAAUUCAAAGAUUCUAGUUCUGCUUCAAUUUCACCUCCCAAAUCUCACAUUUCAGAUCGUGACCAAAGGUUGAACUCUAGAGUUAUUGAUCACGGCUACUUGGCUGAAAUUCUGUCCAGAAAAGACUGGUUUUUGCUGCUAAAUCAUGAUUUUGAUGCUAACAGAGGUAAUUUGAAUGCAACAGUGGUGGUUAGCGUGUUGCAGAAUCAAGAAAAUGUUUUAUGCGCGUUGCGGUUCUAUGUUUGGAUUUCUAAGUUUAGUGCUUCUCUUGCUAAGAAUCAAAUGAUUCGUAGUGCUUUAGGCAAUGCCCUUUAUAGAAAAGGUCCAGUUCUGUUGUCUGCUGAUUUGAUACAUGACAUCCGAAACUCGGGUUGUCAAGUGAGUGAGGAGUUGCUUUGCGCGCUAAUUGGUAGUUGGGGAAGAUUGGGGUUGGCAAAGUACUGCUCUGAGGUUUUUGAGCAGGUUUCUUAUUUAGGGAUUACUCCCAACACGAGGUUGUAUAAUGCUGUGAUAGAUGGGCUUGUGAAGUCCAAUUCGCUCGAUUUGGCAUACCUCAAGUUUCAGCAGAUGCAGGUGGAUGGCUGUGUCCCGGAUAGAUAUACGUAUAACAUCCUCAUUCAUGGGGUCUGUAAGGCGGGUGUGGUGGAGGAGGCUCUUCGGCUGGUGAAACAGAUGGAGGCUUUCGGAUAUUCGCCUAAUGUGUUCACGUAUACCAUCUUGAUGGAUGGAUAUAUCAAGGCUAGAAGCAUAGAUGAGGCCUUUAGGCUUCUUGAGACGAUGAAGGCUAGGAAAGUUAGCCCAAAUGAAGCAACAUAUAGGUCACUGAUCAAUGGUGUUUUUAGUUCUGUUGCCCCGGUUGAAGCGUUUAGGUUGUUGUCAAGAUGGGUGGAUAGUGAGCUCGAUCUGCCUAAAGUGGUUUUUGAUAGUGUGAUAUAUCACCUCUGUGAUCAUUCUUUAGCAAAACAGGCAGCUGACUUUUUAAGGAAAGUUGAGGCUCGAGGUUAUGUUCCUAACAGCUCAAUAGCUAACAUUGCCAUGACUUGUUUGAUUAAAGGAUUAGAUGUUGAGGAAACAUGCCAGAUAUUUGAGCAUUUCAUUAAAAGAAGUGUGAAGGUUGAUUUAAGCACUGGUUUAGCACUUGUUGAAGCAUUGUACAAGUCAAUGAGAGAAGAGAAGGGCAAUCAAUAUAUAAGAUGGAUAUUCGAGGAAGGACUUGUCAACAGCGUGUUCUCGUAUAAUAUGGUGAUUGACUGCUUUUGCAAAGCUGAAAUGAUGAAUAGAGCAUUAGAAACUUUCGGGAUGAUGACGAAAAAAGGUGUUUUCCCUAAUGUAGCUACUUUUAAUACCCUUAUUACGGGGUAUUACAAGUUGAGGGAUGUAGAUAAGGCACGAGAAAUGCUACUGAUGCUCUUCGGGCAUGGUUUUAGACCAGACGUGUUCACUUUCAGUUCUAUGAUCGAUGGCCUCUGCCAGGUUAAUCGGACUGUUGAUGCUUUUGAUUGUUUCGAAGAGAUGUUGGAGUGGGGAGUCACUCCCAAUGCUGUCACAUAUAAUAGUCUAAUUCGUUCGUUGUGCUUAUCUGGGAAUGUUUCCAAAGCAAUGAGAUUGCUGAGAAAGAUGCAAAUUGAUGGAAUCCAACCUGAUAUGUAUACAUUUAAUGCUCUAAUAAAGAAGUAUUGUAGAGACCGUAAGAUCAAUAAGGCCCACAGGCUUCUGAAAAGCAUGCUGACACUGGGCUUGCCCCCUGAUAAUUUUACAUACGUUGCAUUUAUCAAUGUACUGUGCGAGUGUGAGAGGUUUCAUGAGGCGAAGGGUCUACUGACUUCGAUGGAGAUGAAUGGAUGUAAACCUGAUGCUUAUACAUGCAAUUCGUUUAUUGAUGCCCUGAUCAAGUCAGGGAGGUCUCAAGAAGCCAUGGACGUAUGGUCGAAAUAUAAAGAGAAGGGACUGAUUCUGAAACCUGUGCCUUCCGGAUCUGAUGUUUUGGUUGGUUGAUUGUUUCAGUAAAGAGAUGAACAGAUUUUCAUUGCUCCGUCAAGUGCUGGUAUAGACACCAACCAUCCGUUGUACAGUUCUUCUUGUAUGUGUAAUAUGUCUGUGGAUAGCCUCAGUUGCAUGGUUGAAGUUGAAAUAGAAGGGCUUGAUGCCAGUUCAAAAUGGCUCUCUGGGCAUUUAUGCCUGCAGGGAAUCUCUUGCGCUCGAUUAAUGAAAACAGAAUCAUGAAGGAUUCUGGUUGAAGCUCUAGCUCGUUUCUAGAUUGGAGAUGUUGCUGUUGGUCGAGAAGCUGUUGGCUUUGUCAUAUCAAUAUUUUGAAACUUCACGGUUUCGCCAAAAAUGUGUGUAUAUUACUGGUCUCUGGAACCUUCAUAUUUCUGAAUGUGUGGAAGUGUUGGAGUGUAUAUUUGUCACUCGAAAUUAGAUCAUUACUUGUACUACAAGCUUCUCGUGCAGGUUUGAUUUCUUGCCCUUCAACAAAGAAGUAUGUCAAAGUAGGUGUGAACUGCCCAACCAUCCUCUUAUAAAGGAACGGCGUAUGAUUAUCCCCACCUAGGUGCUGCGGGUGUGGUCGCGGACCAGUAUCUGCCCAAAGCAGAGCACGAUGGAGAGAUAGGGUUUUUCCCUCAAGCUGGAAUUAUAGGCACCGGUCCUUCCCGAAUCUUCG